GGGGAGAAUCACCCGUCUCCUAAUUUUAACCAGUAUGUGAGGGACCAGGGUGCCAUGACCGACCAGCUGAGCCGGCGGCAGAUCCGUGAGUACCAGCUCUACAGCCGGACCAGCGGCAAACACGUGCAGGUCACUGGGCGACGCAUCUCCGCCACCGCCGAGGACGGCAACAAGUUUGCCAAGCUCAUCGUGGAGACCGACACGUUUGGCAGCCGUGUGCGCAUCAAGGGGGCAGAGAGCGAGAAGUACAUCUGUAUGAACAAACGCGGGAAGCUGAUUGGCAAGCCCAGCGGCAAGAGCAAGGACUGCGUGUUCACCGAGAUCGUGCUGGAGAACAACUACACGGCCUUCCAGAACGCGCGGCACGAGGGCUGGUUCAUGGCCUUCACGCGCCAGGGCCGGCCCCGCCAGGCGUCCCGCAGCCGCCAGAACCAGCGCGAGGCGCACUUCAUCAAGCGCCUCUACCAGGGCCAACUGCCCUUCCCCAACCACGCCGAGAGGCAGAAGCAGUUCGAGUUCGUAGGCUCGGCCCCCACCCGCCGGACCAAGCGCACCCGGCGACCCCAGCCCCUCACGUAGGCUCCUCCCCGCACCACAUCCCCCUCACCCUACCCCGCGUCCCUUGGCGAUCCAAAGACUAGGCUGGGCUGGGCUGGGCUGGGCUGGGGGGCCGGGAGGGGCGCCCCGGAAGCAUUAGC
Molecule: messenger RNA, 698 nt
Organism: Ochotona princeps (American pika)
Lineage: Eukaryota; Metazoa; Chordata; Mammalia; Lagomorpha; Ochotonidae
Gene: FGF17
Product: fibroblast growth factor 17
Exons: 3
Coding region: 55-579 (174 amino acids)
Biological process (GO): fibroblast growth factor receptor signaling pathway; cell differentiation; animal organ morphogenesis
Cellular component (GO): cytoplasm
Molecular function (GO): type 2 fibroblast growth factor receptor binding; growth factor activity; type 1 fibroblast growth factor receptor binding
Source: RefSeq, a predicted model, not a curated record